Molecule: messenger RNA, 318 nt
Organism: Dibothriocephalus latus
Lineage: Eukaryota; Metazoa; Platyhelminthes; Cestoda; Diphyllobothriidea; Diphyllobothriidae
Source: the annotation of a GenBank genome assembly
AUGUUCUAUCGCCAGGUUAUUGCAACGACCAGUCAUGGGCCAGCCGAGGGAGAUGAAAUCGAUGUCAGGGAGGGCGACAUUAUGACUGUUCUCGUCGACCUCUCCGACGGUUGGUACAAGUGUGCCCUGACAGAUGGACGGGCGGGCUGGGUCCCGAAGAAAAUCUGCUCCGAACUGGACGAUCCCACGGCACGCCAACUGCAUCUAAGCAGCUUUGCGCUUUCCAGGGAAGCCAGCCGAGCUUACUCUGAGAUGAAGAGGCAGGAUCGCGGAACAGUCUUCCAGCGCCUGCUGGCCUUCUUCGAGACAGAUCUCUAA